This is a messenger RNA of Microthlaspi erraticum, 1605 nucleotides long. The record is from the annotation of a GenBank genome assembly. NCBI's taxonomy places the organism in Eukaryota, Viridiplantae, Streptophyta, Magnoliopsida, Brassicales, Brassicaceae.
AUGAUAUACAAAGGAAUCUACCAUCUCUUCUAUCAAUACAACCCAUACGGCGCCGUUUGGGAUGUAAGAAUCGUGUGGGGUCACUCCACGUCACUCGACUUAGUCAACUGGUCCCCACAACCUCCAGCUUUCAGUCCAUCUCAGCCGUCGGAUAUCAACGGCUGUUGGUCAGGCUCCGUAACGAUUCUACCAAACGGCAAACCCGUCAUCCUCUACACCGGCAUUGACCAAAACAAAAGUCAAGUCCAAAACGUCGCCGUUCCGGUUAACAUUUCCGAUCCAUAUCUCCGAGAAUGGUCAAAAUCGCCGGGAAAUCCGCUACUAGCUCCCAACGCCGUCAACGGAAUUAACCCCGACCGGUUCAGAGAUCCUACAACCGCGUGGCUCGGACGCGACGGAGAAUGGCGAAUGAUCGUCGGGAGCUCGACGGACGAUCGUCGAGGAUUAGCCAUUCUUUAUAAAAGCCGAGAUUUCUUCAACUGGACGCAAUCGUCAAAGCCACUACACUACGAAGACUUUACUGGAAUGUGGGAAUGUCCUGAUUUCUUCCCGGUUUCGAUAACCGGUUCGGACGGUGUAGACACGUCGUCGUUUAAUGAGACUACCAAACACGUACUUAAAGUGAGUUUGAUCGAGACGUCACACGACUAUUACACCAUCGGAAGUUACGAUCGUGAGAAAGAUGUUUAUGUACCGGAUAUUGGGUUUGUGCAAAACGGAUCGGCUCCGAGAUUAGACUACGGGAAAUUUUACGCGUCUAAAACGUUCUUCGAUGAAGUUAAGAAACGAAGGAUCUUGUGGGGUUGGGUUAAUGAAUCGUCGCCGGCUAAGGAUGAUAUCAAGAAGGGUUGGUCUGGUCUUCAGUCAUUUCCAAGAAAAAUAUGGCUAGAUGAAUCGGGAAAGGAAUUGCUACAAUGGCCGAUUGAAGAGAUUGAGACAUUACGUGGGACACAAACCAGUUGGCACAACAAAGUUCUUGGCGCAGAAUCUACUCAUCAAGUUCAUGGCGUUACUGCAGCACAGGCAGAUGUUGACGUAUCGUUCAAGGUAGAGAACUUGGAAAAAGCGGAUGUGAUUGAACCAAGCUGGACCGACCCGCAAAAGAUAUGUAGCCAGGAAGAUUCGUCAGUUAAUUCCGGUUUAGGGCCAUUUGGUUUGAUGGUUUUGGCAUCCAAUGGCAUGGAAGAGUACACGUCUGUUUACUUCAGAAUCUUCAAGUCAAAUGAUACGACUAAGAAUACUAAGUACGUAGUGUUGAUGUGCAGUAACCAAAGCAGAUCUUCGUUGAAUGAAGAAAAUGAUAAAUCAACGUUUGGUGCUUUUGUGGCGAUAGACCCUUCUCGCCAAACACUUUCUCUCAGGACUUUGAUUGAUCACUCUAUAGUUGAGAGUUAUGGUGGGGGAGGCAAAGUAUGUAUAACCUCAAGAGUGUAUCCAAAAUUGGCAAUCGGAGAAAAUGCAAAUCUCUUUGUCUUCAACAAAGGAACUCAAAGUGUUGAUGUCUUGAGCCUAAAUGCUUGGAGCUUGAAGUCUGCCCAAAUCAAUAGCGAGUCAAUGUCACCAUUUAUCGACUGUGAAGAUUCUCACUCACUUAAUCAGUCUUGA